Molecule: messenger RNA, 1703 nt
Organism: Sinocyclocheilus rhinocerous
Lineage: Eukaryota; Metazoa; Chordata; Actinopteri; Cypriniformes; Cyprinidae
Product: ER lumen protein-retaining receptor 2
Exons: 5
Coding region: 181-819 (212 amino acids)
Biological process (GO): protein retention in ER lumen
Cellular component (GO): membrane
Molecular function (GO): ER lumen protein retrieval receptor activity
Source: RefSeq, a predicted model, not a curated record
CCCCCUAGAGGAAAAAUCACCGUGUUUGCAAACAAUUAAUUUCUCGUCCUGCGGUGUUCGCCUCCCAGUGACGAACACCGAGCAUCACCGUGGCCACGUCAUCUUUCAGAAUCAGUCGGGAACAGAACAGCCGUGUUUACUGCGACGCUUCAACAAGCCAUUCUCCAGAUCCACAGAAACAUGAACGUAUUCAGACUGACGGGGGAUCUCUCCCAUUUAGCAGCCAUCAUCAUCCUCCUGCUGAAGAUCUGGAAAACCAGGUCGUGUGCGGGAAUCUCUGGGAAGAGUCAGAUCCUCUUUGCCUUGGUGUUCACCAGCCGCUAUCUGGACCUUCUCACUGCCUUCAUUUCCUUCUACAACAGCAGCAUGAAGGUCAUCUAUAUCGCAUGUGCCUACGCCACGGUUUACCUGAUAUACGUUAAGUUCAAGGCCACGUAUGAUGGCAACCACGACACUUUCAGGGUGGAGUUCCUGGUCGUUCCAGUCGGCGGUCUGGCCUUCCUCGUCAACCAUGACUUCUCUCCUUUAGAGAUCAUGUGGACGUUCUCCAUCUAUCUGGAGUCCGUGUCUAUCCUCCCACAGCUGUUCAUGAUCAGCAAGACCGGAGAAGCCGAGACCAUCACCACACACUACCUCUUCUUCCUCGGCCUCUAUCGCGCUCUGUAUCUCAUUAACUGGAUCUGGCGCUUCUACUUCGAAGGCUUCUUCGACAUGAUCGCCAUCGUGGCCGGCGUCGUUCAGACAAUCCUGUACUGUGAUUUCUUUUAUCUCUACGUAACAAAAGUGUUGAAGGGAAAGAAGCUGAGUCUGCCAGCUUAGAUCUGAAAGACAGCAGCGCAUGAAGCGGCACGCGACGCAGAGGACGAGUAAGAUGCUUGAGACGGAGUACGAAAGAAGAGAUCCAGUCCUGCUCUGGAUUCAAGCCCGGGCCGAAACACGGCUUCACAGAGUCUUCGGAUUCCCGUUUUAUGCAUCUUGUCUUACCCUUUUUUAUUAUUCUGUAUCAAAGAAAAAGUUUUCUACAUGAAGAGCGUGCUAUGAUUUGACCGGCGGCAUCAUAAACGAGCUGAAAAUUGUGCAAACAGGCAGGGACUGAUUCUUAUGAUGAAUAUUGAUUUUGUUUGUAAGAGUAUUUUCAAUCGGAUUAAAUGCACAUGUUUUCAAAAAGAUUAUGGGAGUAUUUGUUGCUCCAUGGGAUGGAAUUGAAUGGAAAAUAAGUGUUUGCUCAAUUUCUUAAUGCAGUAACCCUUUGUUAAAGAAGGUCGGUCAUAAUAUAGUGGUUCCCCAAACUGCUUAAUUGGGUUUAAGAUGUAAAUUUCUAAUUUGUACUCAAAACGGCUCAACUUUUGGGAACCAUGCCACUGUCUGGCAGCGUACAGUAUUGACACUGCCUUUAUCACUGUAAAUGGCUUCUAAAAGAAGCAAAAAAUAAACCGUACAAAUGUUCUCACAGAUUAUUAUGCAGCUUAUUUUUAGGAUUUUUACAUUUAUUUUUUUGAAACUUCUUCUGUAGUUUUGAUUUGCUUUGAGGGUUUUUUCCUUUCUUUUUGCUGGAAUGUGAAUCAAUGGACAGAUAUUGAUCAUGAAUUGAUCCUGUCCGGUAAGUCUUGACCAGUAUUGCCCAUACUCUAUUAAUAUCAACAUGUAUGUUGAUGAGAUGUGCAUUUUAUUUCUGAUCUACGUAUAUGAGCAGAGUUUUAAUA